AAAACAUUUCAUCGCAUGCACUGCAAAGUUUGAAGGAGAGGCGAUACAAUGCGACAGAGCUAUUCGGUCCCUGUCACCACUGGAAAAGCGGCUUCUUAAAAGUCUCGAUAUGGUCCAUCUUCCUGGCAAACGAGAUCGGAAAGUUCCACUACUUCUUAAACAAGAAUGGGUGAAACCAAUGCUGUUGCUUGUAGAAAAAAGGGCUGAUUGUGGUGUUGAAAGCGAAUACUACUUUGGUGUGCCUGGAAGGAAAACCCACUUGUCACCAUGGAAGGUGUUAAAUGAUGCUGCAAUUAAUGCAGAUUGCAAACGCCCAGACUUGAUUUCAACCACACGCCUGCGGAAAUAUACAGCAACGGUUACCCAGGUCCUUGGUCUGAAGGAAGGAGAACUUGAAUGGUUGUCAAAUCACAUGGGCCACACCGCUGAUAUACACCGACAGUCAUAUAGAUUACAUGAAAGCACCAUUGAAAUGGCCAAGGUAUCGAAAAUUUUAUUGGCAAUAGACAGUGGCAAUGUUGGUAGAUUCCAAGGAAAGUCUCUGAGUGACAUUGACCUCGACCAAAUUGAACUGCCUGAUGAGAUUUAUGCAGAGGAAGAUGACAAAGACGUCAGUGGGGAUAAUGCUAAUGAGGAAUACGCCAUGGAUGAUGUCGGUGACAAGACACAGGGAGGAAAAGGACAGAUGAAUCCAAUGGAAGGAACUACAAGAAAAACCAAGAAACUUAGGGGGAUGAAGAAUGAUGCGCAAACCUCUGAGGUAGUAAGAAAAGUUCGAGUUAAACAGAUGAUUGUGAAUAAAAUUAAAAGGAAAAGUAAGGGGCAAGAGGAAUGUGGACAAGAUAACAGGAUUGUUGCCGAAUUGUCUCCUCCAAAACGACCAAGACGAAAGGUAAAAAAGGUUGUUUCAUUAGAACCAGAGAGUGAUGACCUCGAUGAUUCUUUCUUAGAUAAAGAUUACGAGAAUAAAUCAUCAUCUGAACCUGAAACAGACUCAGGAAAUGAAAGCCUUGUGCAACCAAAACCGUCCUUGGUAAAACAGAAAAGUAAGAAAUCCCAGCCAGUAGUAAAAUUGAAAUGGUCUAAUGAGGAAUUAAGAGCUGUUGAGGAAGGGUUUCAGAGGAAUAUUUUAAAUAAAAGAAUUCCUCGUAAAGGUGACAUCGAGAGAGUUGUCAACAAAUUGCCUGUUCUAAAUAAACGAUCUACUGCCCAGAUUAAGAGCAAAGUGCAACACCUCAUCAACAGGGGUGAAAAUAUUAAGAAUACUUCAUUCCGUAAAGCAUCGGAGAAGUGUUAACUAAUUUGCAUAGAAUAUCGAAUCAACAAAUCCAUUUCGGAUGGUAGAACUAUGCGUGUGAAAAUAUGGGCGUAACAUAGUUAUGGUGCUCAUGAAAUUCGUAAUGUUAUUGUUACUACUGUGUCGUCGCUAUUUAGUAUGUUGAGGGGCACCUGUAAAUUCGAACCCGAAUUCAUACAUGGUGUUCUUCAUUAUUCAGUUUUUAUUUCUUUCAUUAUUCAUUAUAGAUUCAGCAUUUAGCAUUGAGUAUUCAUACUAUUUAUUAUUCAUUACGAUUGGUUUCUUUUGAACCACAUUGAUAAUGUCCACGUGCAUGGUGCAUGUGGUACAGAGCACGAUCAAUUUUGUUAACAUUAUUAUUGUACAGCCCAUAAUAGAACAAGAAAACAAUUAUGCAAUCAUCAAUGUAGGCGUUUAUGCGGCGGGCAGAAAAUGCAUGCUGCAUGCCGUCUGCAGACUGGGGGUUUUCUCAUGAGUCAAUAGAAUCUAAGGUCUGGAAUUAGGGGACCAUAUCAGCAGUUGCUUUCAGCCAACUUCUGUAUUAAAAUUAGAUCUGGAAUUAGGGGACCAUCUCAACAGUUGCCAUGUGAUUUUCACACUAAAAAAUAAGAGACCAUUUCAGGUAUAUGCCAAACGGUAGAACAACGAUUAUCUAGGCCGUUGUGCAAACAGGCUUUGCGAUACACCACGAGUUGGGGUGUACGCCUAAAUUCCUUUAACUGUGAUCAAGUGCAUCCACUGGCACGCUACAUGUAUGUGUGACUCGCACGGAUUUAGCACGUAGGGCCUACAUGAUGCUAAUCAGCCAGGAUGUAUCUUGUGACCAGGACUGUAGUAAUAAACAUUUGCCUGAAAACAUUUUUUAUUUGGCCUAACAACACCUGUUUAGAAUGUCAAAGAGGCCGGUAUUUUCACUUAACAUCAAGAGACAGAGGAGAACUGUCAAGGUGGGUGUUUGAUAUACAAUGGUUUUCUGUUCCCUGGGUUUCUUCAUUCUGUUAUCUUUAAUUAUAUUUACCCAUGUCAUUCAGCACUUUUUAUCAUGAAAUGCUGCCUUUGAAACGAACCCAACCUUGCCGGCCAAUCAACCAGGCGCACGAGGCACAACAGGCCGAUACAAUAUACAUGUUCUGUAUUAAGUACGUCAUCUGUCAUGCACACCCAAAAAAAAUCUUCCUGCAAGAUGAUUCACAGGUAAUUCAAAUAUAAGAAAACAAACUUUGAAAAAAGUUGGCGCAAAGCAACUACUGAUAUGGUCCCCUA
Lineus longissimus is the source of this 2560-nucleotide messenger RNA. RefSeq lists its product as uncharacterized. Lineage: Eukaryota; Metazoa; Nemertea; Pilidiophora; Heteronemertea; Lineidae. The transcript has 5 exons. Bases 110 to 1297 code for a protein of 395 amino acids. The record is from RefSeq and is a predicted model, not a curated record.